UUUUCUUUCCGACUGUAGCCCUAUACUCAUGAUUUAGAGUAGGCUAUCAUUUAACCUAAAGAUUGCUGAGGAAAAAUCUUUAGGCUGGAUUUCUUUUUGCCUAGGGAAAAUAAAAAGGAAAAGAUGUGUUUGGUUUCGCAAUCGGCGUAUUUCGAAGUGAUUAUUACCGGAGACCUGACUUUUCGCCAACCAUUUAAGUUUCACUUGUUUCCUCUCUUCUUCUCCUCGUCCGCAAAAUACAGACUUCGCGAGUUCGUUUUGUUGCCUGAUUCCAGUCUCGUUUUUGCUUUUUUCGAUGACGGAUUUGCAACUCCCUAAUCGGAUAAUCGCAUAUGGUGAAGAAGCGCUGGGAGAGCGAGUAAAUGUAUAUCACAAGAUGAAAACCCUCUCCUUGAUAAUCGACGCCAUGGAUGAUGAAGAGAGGGUGUGGAUACGGUCGACUGGUUUUGGAAAUCUUAUGGAUUUCCCAGAUAAACCCGCCUGGUCAGCUUCCUUUGGGCUUUUCCUUUUGUCAAGACAGCUCGAAGUUGCUCGUGCUCAUGAAAUCUGGGUAGUUUUCGCUGGUACCCCGGUUAGGUUCUCUUUACGCGAAUUCAAGAUUGUUACCGGUCUCCAAUGCGGUAGGUUUCCGAAUAUGCAGAAGAGGAAAAGAAAAGGGACUGCAGGUAUUAAAAUUCCUUACUACAGUACACUUUUUGGGCUCGAGGAGGACGUCACCGUCGAUCGAGUAAUAUCCAUGCUUAAGAAGAGGCAUGUGACAGAUAAGGAGAUUCGGAAAAGGUUUGUUUGUCUUGCCAUAGUGGAUGGAUUCCUUGUGCCUACAUCACACUACCCUAAAAUUGUCAAAGAACAUGCGGAGAUGUGCGAGGAUCUACAGUUCUUUCUUUCAUAUCCUUGGGGGCGGCUAUCCUUUGAGAUGAUGAUGAAGUCUAUCAAAGAUAGGGAUGUUGUGCAAUUGGCUACCACCUGUGUUGUCGUUCAGGGAUUAUUAUAUGCUCUACAACUUGUUAUACUGUAAGCCGCUCCUGCAAUUCAAGAGGGAUCACCAUCCCACGAGCAUCCGUGUAGCGAUUCCGAUGAAGAGCCUGCUGCCGACGCCGGAACUCGCCACUCUGUACCACUAAAAAUUUCUAAUGCGAAACGGUUGGACAGUAACUGUGAGAUUUUGGUUGACCCGAUUAUAUCCCCCGAUCUCGAGAUGGAUACCGACGAGGAUCUGACUUGGGAUGACGACUGUGCUGACGUGGCGGUUGAUAACAUUGUGUCGCUAGCAGAGGAGGGUUUUUUGUUCAAUAACGACAUGUUUACCGGAGGAUGCAUUCCAUCCCAGUUGGAGUUGGCGCCCAAGAAGCAGAAACGGGGAGUGAAGGCCAAAAUUACCAGAGCUAGGAAAGCCCAAAAACCUUCUUCUUCCCAAGCUGGAAUGAAUAGAGAUCGCGGAACCGCUGUUCAAGCUCCCUCUGGUGUGUCUGGUAUGUGCAAUCUAGCAACGCUCUCCCGUCUGUUGGACUCGAAGCUGGCCGCAAUGGAGGCUCGGAUCAUAAAGGGUGUAACUGAUUUGAUAACAACCAACGCAAACAGAGUUUUUCCCAAACACUCUGAUGUGCUUGAUUCUGGUUUAUCCGACCACCAGAGGACUAAUUCACCAACCCCUACAUCCCCGAAACAACCGUCUAAGGGAAUUCAUCGCUUGGAAACUUCGCCUGAGAUUGUUGUCGAGGAUACCAACCGGCCUACUCCCAUUCACUCCAUUGCCGAGACUGAUGUUGUCUACACCAACCGGGCCGCCGCCAUGAACUCCAUUGCUGCUGUUCUGUCGUGUUAUCAAGACAACUCCAACGCGCCCAAUAUUGCGCAGACAGCUCCUAAGAACCCUGCUGUUACCCCUGAUGCAGGCGCGGAAACUAUACUGCCUGUUAACAAGGAUUCUGAGGUUGGCGGUGGGUGUGUCUUGAAUGGUUGUGAUGGUAGAAUUGAGACGCAGCCGCUUGGCUUGGUUGUUGGUGAUGGAGUAGGCUUUACCUCUUAGAUAGCUAAGUAUGGUUGUCGUUACCAUAUGGACAUUGUGCUUGACGAGGCAGUUGAAAUUAACCCUAACACAGUAGUUGGGGUGGAUGAGUCUGGUGUUGGAGUGAUUGAACCGGAUGGCUUAGUCGAAUCUCCAAUGACGGGUGUUGAAGUGGAUAUGGAGUUGGACGUUCCUUCUGCUAGAGGGGAGGGAGAUGGGAUUAAUAACCCGGAUAACAUUGUGUUGCAGGAGUUGGACGUUCCUUCUGCUAGAGCGGAGGUAGUUGGGAUUAACGACCCGGAUAACACUGUGGAUUUUGUCACCCCCCCUCCUCGCGUAACCAAAAACCCGAUUUUGCCAAUACAGAAGCCGGUAGGAGAAGUUGGUCCAGGAAGGAGGAGCAAGAGAAUGCGGACGUUCUCAACCAAACUCGAUGGCCGGUUCCAGUAUGAUAAGAAGACGAAAGUCUUGGUUGGCCACCCAUCACCUAUUGAGAAGGAAUCACAUGUUGUUGUGAAUCCUGAAGACCGUUUUCAGAAUUCGUUGAAGAAGCUCAGCGCUGUCAGAUCAAUAAGCCUGGGUGGGGAAGCAUCACUGUCAAAUAAAGAUGUCUUUGAUAUAAUAGAGAGGAGGAAACAUCUUAGUGCAAAGGUCAUGGAUGCUCUUAUUAGAUUUAGUCUUCAUCUAUUGCGGACGGAUGAUAUUGAUGGACAGAAACUUCGUGUCGAUCUUCUAGACUCGAAGUUUGUGUCGCUUCUCUUCCGCCAGUUCUCAAAAUUUUCCAAGUCUCCCAGCCCUGCUGAGUUUAAAUUUCCGGACGACGUCAUUACCCAAUUUUUAGGUGGCGGAGAUAAGGGUCGUGCUCUGCUGUUUUCCGAAGCGGAUUGUUUGUAUGUUCCCUUCAACUUUGAUCGAAAACACUGGGUUUCCCUGUGCAUAGACCUGGCCAAUAGUUGCAUCGUUGUGAUUGACUGUAACACGCACCUUAGGAAGGAUCAAGAAAUCAUUGCAGAACUCCAGCCAAUAUCAAUUAUGCUCCCUUAUCUCAUCAAGCAGGCUGGGUUAAGUCAAUCUCUUACAGGACCUUUCACCAUCUCUCGGCCAAUGGGCGUACCUCAGGUGCAGUCUGCUUUUGAUUCCGGUAUCAUGGCUGUAUUUUUAAUUCACGCGCAUGCCACAGGUGGACUUGAAGAAUGUGCUGAGGUUAUUGUUGAGCAGUUAGAGUCUGAAAUAAAGAGGCUUGUGUCAGCCAUUAUUCUAGCUGGUGCCGCGUAGGGCCAGUUACUUUCAGUUUAUGUUCUGUCUCGGUAUGUAUGGAGAUAACUCUUAAUGAUUCGGUUAACAUCUACAUUGGAUCGGUAAUAACAUGCUUAUCGUAUUUUGUUAUCGUUA
Messenger RNA from Capsella rubella, 3400 nucleotides. RefSeq lists its product as uncharacterized. Gene Ontology annotation, molecular function: cysteine-type peptidase activity. NCBI's taxonomy places the organism in Eukaryota, Viridiplantae, Streptophyta, Magnoliopsida, Brassicales, Brassicaceae. The transcript has 14 exons. Bases 2057 to 3283 code for a protein of 408 amino acids. The record is from RefSeq and is a predicted model, not a curated record. Gene Ontology annotation, biological process: proteolysis.